AUGCAUACAAUAUAUUUUACAUUAUAAUUUUUUAUGCAAACAACUUGGUGUGCAAAAUGUAAUUGCAUUUUUUUAAUAUAAAUUGACGGGUUAACUUGUUAUCAAUACGAGAUAAUUCACCUGCAUUAAGAUGAAGAACAUAAUAAUAUUUACUCUUUUGAUUGUGGCUAUUGUUCAGGUUCAGUGUCAAGAUGGUCCUUGUGGUCCGAAUGCAGAAUUUGUACAAUGCAAAUCUUGUUGUGAGGAAGAAACCUGCGAACGUAGAAAUCCACCAUCAUGUAACAUUUGUCCAGCCGUGUGCAAUCCAGGUUGUGUUUGUAAACCAGGAUAUAUCAGACAGAGAAAGGAUGGACCUUGCGUGAAAAAUUGUUGAAAAUUUAAUAUAAAUAAUAAUUAUAGUUGAACUAAAA
This is a messenger RNA of Diabrotica virgifera virgifera (western corn rootworm), 410 nucleotides long. RefSeq names its product venom peptide SjAPI-like. NCBI's taxonomy places the organism in Eukaryota, Metazoa, Arthropoda, Insecta, Coleoptera, Chrysomelidae. The record is from RefSeq and is a predicted model, not a curated record. Bases 131 to 373 code for a protein of 80 amino acids. The transcript is spliced from 2 exons.